This is a messenger RNA of Phyllotreta striolata, 1225 nucleotides long. NCBI's taxonomy places the organism in Eukaryota, Metazoa, Arthropoda, Insecta, Coleoptera, Chrysomelidae. The record is from the annotation of a GenBank genome assembly.
UCCUGACAAGUAAAUUGUCUAUGUUCCUGACAGGAAAAGUAAUUAAACAGGUUCAACGUCACUAGAUUUAAAAUUUUUACUAACAAAUAUGUGGGAUAUUUUGAAAAAAAUGAGGAGAUUCGACGCCUAUCCCAAAACGUUGGAAGAUGUCAGGAUACAAACCUAUACAGGAGGAGCAAUUACGAUAAUAAGCAUAAUUAUAAUGAAUUUGCUGUUUUGGUCGGAAUUUUUGAAUUACGUGACGCCUGAUAUCACCGAAGAACUAUUUGUCGAUACUUCCAGGAGUCCCAAGAUUCAAAUAAAUUUAGACUUUGUUAUUCCAAAGAUAUCGUGUGAUUUUUUAGCAUUAGAUGCAAUGGACUCUUCUGGUGAGCAACAUUUAGAAAUGGAUCAUAAUAUAUACAAACGAAGGUUAGAUUUGGAUGGAAAACCUAUAGCAGAUCCUGAUAAAGUCAACAUUACCGUUUCCAAGAACACUACUCAAUCUAACAAUAAAACGGAGUGCGGUAGUUGUUAUGGCGCUGCCGAUCGCUGUUGUAACACUUGCGAAGACGUUAAAGAAGCCUACAGGGAGAAAAAGUGGGCCUUGGAUAACAUAGAAAGCAUCGAGCAAUGCAAAAACGAAAAAUACAGCGAGAAAUUAAAAACUGCCUUUCUACAGGGCUGCCAAAUCUAUGGCAGUUUGAUAGUCAAUAGAGUUAGUGGGAGUUUCCAUAUAGCUCCAGGAGAGAGUUUUAGCGUUAGUCAUUUACAUGUUCACGAUGUCCAGCCAUUUUCCUCAAACGAUUUUAAUACGUCCCACAGAAUAAGGCAUUUAUCGUUCGGAGAUCGAAUUGAAAGCCACACUCACAAUCCGUUAAAGGAUUUAGAGGUUUACGCAAACGAAGGGUCUACGAUGUUUCAGUACUACAUCAAAAUAGUACCUACAGCGUACAUACGAAAAGACGGGUCUAUAAUAAGUUCCAAUCAAUAUUCCGUAACGAAGCACCAAAAAGUUGUCUCGAUGAUAAGCGGUGAAUCCGGCAUGCCGGGAAUCUUCUUCCAAUACGAAUUGUCGCCUUUGAUGGUGAAAUAUACCGAAAAGGAAAGGUCCUUCGGCCAUUUUAUCACGAAUCUCUGCGCCAUCAUCGGAGGGGUAUAUACAGUAGCGGGAUUAUUAGAUACUGUCGUUUAUUAUUUUGUGAAAAUGAUGCAGAGAAACACAUCGUUGGGAAAAUUUAGUUAA